Lampris incognitus (smalleye Pacific opah) is the source of this 1137-nucleotide messenger RNA. It is a transcript of the gene pdcd5, whose product is annotated as programmed cell death 5. The transcript has 6 exons. The coding region runs from base 129 to 512 and encodes 127 amino acids. The record is from RefSeq and is a predicted model, not a curated record. Gene Ontology annotation, molecular function: DNA binding. NCBI's taxonomy places the organism in Eukaryota, Metazoa, Chordata, Actinopteri, Lampriformes, Lampridae. Gene Ontology annotation, cellular component: nucleus; cytosol.
GGUCGAUUGGUCUCUUCUGGCAGAAACAGGGCCUUCCAUCUUAUGGUAGCAUUUGUACGCAUAUCGCAACGUUAUAUGAUCAAUGCUUUAUAGUUUCUAAUUUUACUUCAACUACAAUAUUGUACACAAUGGCCGACGAUGAGUUAGAAGCAAUCCGGCGGCAAAGAAUGGCCGAACUGCAGGCAAAACAUGGGGAUGUUUCAAAUGAUCAUAAAGGACAGCAGGAGGCCAAACAGAAAGACACAGAGAUGAGAAACUCUAUAUUGGCCCAAAUCCUAGACCAGUCCGCCCGUGCCAGAUUGAGCAAUCUAGCUUUGGUGAAGCCAGAGAAGGCCAAAGCAGUGGAGAACUAUCUCAUACAAAUGGCUCGUUAUGGGAAACUGGGAGGAAAGAUUUCAGACUCCGGCUUGAUUGAAAUCCUUGAAAAUGUCAGUCAGCAAACAGAGAAAAAAACGACUGUCACAUUUAACAGAAGGAGGGUGAUGGACUCGGACGAUGAGGAUGAUUACUGAUGCUCCAAACUGAAUCCCUGAAUAAGCAAGGUUGCAUAGUGGCAGCGUCCCGGAGAAGAAAUGCUUCAAGUGGGACUCUCUUCAUUGGCAGCCAUCUUUUGAUGGAUGAAUUUCCUUUAGUUGAAUGCUGGAAUGCCACAGCAGUUUUUGUGUGGUUCUGGAAACUACAUGCCCAUUAGGAAGACUGAGAGGUUGUCAUUGUCAAAAUUGGGGCAUUUUAACAUACAUGAUGAUAGUGCAAAUGUAAUUGUACUUAAAACACUCUGUUCCAUGUAAGGUGUUACAUUCUUGCACUGCAUGUAUUGUACCCCAAUUCUGACAGACCAUAGUAAUCCUUUUUUUACCCUCUUAGUUCUCCUCUAUAGCUAAAAAUACAUUUCUCACUGUUUUCACCAUGAUCAACUUUUGUUCUUUAAACACAAGAAGCUGGACAAAAUGUGAAACAGAUACUCCUGUGACAGCAUUUUAUCCAGCCUGAUUUGUGAAUACUGUAUAUUACUAUUCAGUGCUAGCAUCCUAUCUGCUGUGGAUAUAGCACUUUGUUAUAUUCUUUUGUUCUUACUAGCAUGUAACAUAAAUGUUUACAUUAAAAAAAAUAAAAAGCCUUAUAUGAAAAUCUUGUCAA